CUGAUCCAUUCUCAUGCCUCCGAGGCUUAACAAGCGUCAGCUGCGAGAGCAAGAGGAACUCCAUUCCCUCCAAGAAACCGCCAAUGAAGCAUCCGAGGUCCAGUCUGAGGCCGGGUCACCUGUAGCGCCUGAAAACCCUCCCGUUGGAGGGUUCGCUGCACUAAUGGAUGAUCAUCACGAUGAUGACGAGAGCGAGGACGAGGAGGAGACCCAGAUUCGUGCAUCGAAGUCCAAGAAGAAGAAAAAGAAAAAGAAGGCCACUAGUGGUGCAACGUCAACUGCCUCCAUACCCCCUGUGAGCUCCACGCCCGAACUCGUACCCGACUCCGAAGUCGCCUCCGCUCCGUCCACACCCUCUGGUCCUUCCAAGAAGGAGCGUAAAGCCCUCAAGAAGCAAAAGGCGAAGGAGAAGCCGAAAGAAGAGCUUGAUGAAGUUGACAAGGCGCUGGCUGAGCUUUCGCUCAAGUACCCCGACCUCAAGCAGCAACUCAAGUCCUCCACUAGUCCUUCCUCAUCCCCCGCCACCGCACGCUCAUUAGCGGCGUUGCUGUCCGUCUCUGUCCAACAUCUAGACAGCGAAGCGGAGCUUCGCAAAUUCUUUGGUUCAAAGGUCAUCUCUGCAGCGAAGGGCAGCUCGUCGUCUAGUUCAACCCGUCAGUCCGCAGUGCAACGCUCCAACCUCGCACGACCAAAACCAUCCUGGUGGCCAGCCCAAUUGCGCGAGGGCCUAUCCGUUAGGCAGCUGUCAGAUGAGGAGGUUGAGGAGGGCUUGCGUCGACAUCUCCGCCAACCGCUCCAUGGGGAGAAAAUCUGGACGGUGGAGUACAGCAAGAAGUAUCGUGCGGUGACUUUUGAUUUCAUGCGCACCGUAUUGUCGGGAGAUCCGGAGGGCUUUUGGCAGGUGUUACGCAUCCUCCCGUACCAUGCGGAUACUCUGCUUCAAUUGUCUGAGUUGUACCAUCAUCGAGAAGAGCACAGCACCGCGGCCGACUAUGUAGACCGCUCCCUGUUCACGUACGAGCGUGCCUUCGUCGGUGCCUUCAACUAUACCAUUGGAUCCAACCGCCUAGACUUCGAUCGCGUCGAAAACAGGCCGUUGUUUCUUGCCUUACACCGGCAGAUCACGGAUUUGCAACGGCGUGGGUGUGUGAGGACGGCGUUCGAGUUUGCGCGACUGCUCUAUGCUCUGGAUCCGUGGACAGAUCCUCACGGGUCUCUGCUGCACCUUGACUAUCUCGCCAUCAAGACGGGCAUGACGCAAUGGCUGAUUGACCUAUGGGACCUCUUUGAGCCGGAGCUCGAGAAGGAGGCGAAAGACGGCAAAUCACCAUACGUUCGUCGUAUCAUUCCAAAUGUCCUCCCGGGCUUUGCAUACGCUCGUGCUCUUGCUCUAUUUAUCCGCGAGGAACAAUCUGACGACAGGAUGCACGAGCGUAGUACACAUGCUCUGGAGGAUGCUAUCCGCCGCUUCCCCUCUGUCGUUCCCAUACUUGCCGACAAGGCAGACAUCUCCCUUAGCGGAGAUAUACGAAGCCACCCUGCCUUUCGGAUCCAGACAGACAAUAGCAUGCUCUUAUCAGACAGUCAUGCGAUCUUCCACCUCCUCUCGCACCUGUAUGCCCAGCGCUCAGGGUCCUUCUGGAAGUCAUCGACCCGAUCAGCGUGGUUUUCCAAGACUGUCUCCAAGGCGCUCCCCUCGCUCCCCACCUCCUCCCCUGCUCCGCCCAAGUCGUUCUCGACCCGGUUCGACUCCCCAUCGCUCGCGUACUCCGUCUACCGCCACGUCCUUGUAAAUGAGCCCACGUGCCGCUCCCUCUUCCCCUUCCUCCCGCGCGCGGUGCUUGACGCGCGCCACCUCGCAUGCGACCCGCUCCCCCCGACGACGCGCGUCUCCGAGUACGACGCCGAGUUCUUCCGCGGAGUCGAGGACAUGCUCGCCGCGCGGCCGCGCUCGCGCCGGCAGGAGGCGCGCCUGCUCGAGCGGCUCGUGCCCGACGCGGCGUUCCGUGCGCAGCUCGUCGGCUUUUGGGAGGCGCACCGGGUGAUCCAGCAGCGCUUCCCUGGCGGGCUCGUGCAGUUCGCGCAGUGGGCGGGGCAGAUGCCCGAGGAGGCGCUGGAAGACUUGUUCCUCGCUUUGGGAGCGAUGGAGGAGGCUCCGCGCGAGGGCGGCAUGCCUGGCGGAAUGCCGGGCGGAGAGGUUAUGGUCGACUUUGUCGAGCCUGAGGACGUGGAGGACGGUCCUGAAGCUCCUGCUGUGCCGCCUCGCCCGGCAACAGAAGAUGGAGAUGACGAGGACGAGGACGAAGAGGAAGAGCAGGAAGUUGCGCCCCUUCCUGUGCGCUUCCUGCGUUCGGUGAUCAACCGAUUCUGGGGCGGCGGAGGUGCCGGGAACGAGGAUGACUCGGAUGAAGAAGGAAACCAGCUUCGGGAUACUGGAGGCGUCGACUGAUUCCCGAGGGAGCGCCGAGGUGAAGGCCAGACAUCGUCUGUAGCAUAGGAUACUUUACAUGUUAUAGAACAGCUUCACAUCUCGACACCAUCAUACAGAAAAAGACGCGCAGUGAGAGACGUCGUACAGCAUGUGCGCGCCGACCCACAGGUACACGUAAUUGUGUGGAUGACAGUUGCGCAUCGUGCACUAAC
Dichomitus squalens LYAD-421 SS1 is the source of this 2643-nucleotide messenger RNA. RefSeq lists its product as uncharacterized. The transcript is spliced from 9 exons. The record is from RefSeq and is a predicted model, not a curated record. The coding region runs from base 14 to 2449 and encodes 811 amino acids. Lineage: Eukaryota; Fungi; Basidiomycota; Agaricomycetes; Polyporales; Polyporaceae. Gene Ontology annotation, cellular component: RQC complex. Gene Ontology annotation, biological process: ribosome-associated ubiquitin-dependent protein catabolic process; rescue of stalled cytosolic ribosome.